AUGGAAGAAAAGCUUAUCAAAGUCAGCCUCAAAAGAAAAUACACAUCUUUCGUCUACCAAGCCAAGGAAAUCUUAAAAGAACAGAGUCAAGUUGAACUCCAUGGCUUGGGUGAGGCUACUGCUAACACUAUCAGGGCCGCUGAAAUGUUAUGCUCAUUAGGAUAUGCAACUUUGGAAAAAUUCGAGACUGUAAGCGUAUCUGAAGAAGAUCACGGUGGAGUCAGCAGAAGCAGAGCUAAAGCCAUUAUUGUCUUAAACAAAGCACCAACUUUCGAUAAGGCAUAUGCGGAGUUUGAAAGCAAUAAGACCACCAAGAAAGAAUAA
Molecule: messenger RNA, 324 nt
Organism: Blepharisma stoltei
Lineage: Eukaryota; Ciliophora; Heterotrichea; Heterotrichida; Blepharismidae
Source: the annotation of a GenBank genome assembly